Punctularia strigosozonata HHB-11173 SS5 is the source of this 1563-nucleotide messenger RNA. Its product is annotated as cytochrome P450. Bases 1 to 1563 code for a protein of 520 amino acids. The transcript has 14 exons. The record is from RefSeq and is a predicted model, not a curated record. Gene Ontology annotation, molecular function: iron ion binding; heme binding; oxidoreductase activity, acting on paired donors, with incorporation or reduction of molecular oxygen. NCBI's taxonomy places the organism in Eukaryota, Fungi, Basidiomycota, Agaricomycetes, Corticiales, Punctulariaceae.
AUGUCAUUUGGCGUUUGGCUGUGUGCACUUGGUUUGGUGUGUUUUGGUGUCCGUAGACUACUACGUCUGCGACCCGGUCACCUUCCCUUCCCACCUGGGCCUCCUGCGCCUAUACCAUGGAUAAAACAUGCAUUCCAGAUACCGUCCAAUCACCAAUGGCUAACAUUCAGUGAUUGGCACAAAAUCUAUGGCGAUGUUAUUUCUGUAAAAGCAUUCGGACAGCACAUUGUGGUCCUGGGUUCGCUCAAGGCCUGUACCGACCUUUGUGAGAAACGCUCCUCUGUAUACUCGGAUCGGCCCGAUCUGCCAAUGCUCAAGGAGUUGAUGGGCUGGGGAUGGCUCAUCGGAUUCAUGGGCUACGGAGCGGAAUGGCGAACUCAAAGAAGAGCCUUUCAUCAAGUGCUGAACUCCAGAGAAUCCGCUAGCUAUCAACCAAUACAAGUCCGAGAAGCGCGCAAACUCUUGAAGCGACUUUUGGUCAGUCCUGAGCGGUUCUAUCACCAUGUCAGACACGAACUCGGAGCUAUCAUCAUGGACGUCGCGUACGGAAUUAAGAUUGCCGAAGACAAUGACCCCUACAUAGAACUAGGAGAAGCUGCAGUAUCGACUGUUGUUCUUGGUGGUGAUCCUACCGUGUACUUCGUUAACACGUUCCCGUGGCUCAAAUACAUCCCCUCGUGGUUUCCCGGCGCAAGAUUCAAGCAAGAUGCGGCAAAAUGGAAAUUGAUAGGCCAAGACUUCAAGAACGUCCCGUUUAAUCAUGCAAAAGACGCGAUGAAGAGUGGAACUGCAUCCCCUUCCUUUGUCAGCACACUGCUAGACAAAUUCUCAAAUGCAUGGGAUACCACAGCUACAGACUCCGAAAAAGAGGACAUUGUAUCGAGUAUCGCUGCCGGGGCAUACCUCGCUGGGGCGGAUACAACAGUAUCCUCGUUGCAAACACUGUUCCUCGUCAUGGCGAACCACCCUGACAUACAGAAACGGGCCCAGGAGGAGCUUGAUAAUGUCGUCGGUAAUGAGAGGCUUCCCGAUUUCGAUGACCAGGACAAGCUUCCCUAUGUUACUGCCGUAUGCAAGGAGCUGCUUCGAUGGCAGCCAAUUGUACCUCUUGGGCUUCCUCAUGCAGCCUCGGAGGACGACGAAUACAAUGGUUAUUUCAUACCGAAGGGCAGCAUUGUCAUCGGCAAUAUAUGGGCAAUCCUACAGGAUCCCAGUCAUUAUCCAAAGCCAGAGUCAUUCAACCCCGACCGUUUCAUGAAGGAUGGACAGAUCGAUCCCGACGUUUUAGACCCUGCUUUGGCAGCCUUUGGUUUUGGUCGGAGAAUAUGCCCCGGACGGUGGAUGAGCUCGCAAGCACUGUUCAUUACAGUCGCUUCUGUUCUCGCCGCAUACAAUAUUGCGCCGCCGCUCGAUGACAAUGGACAGCCCGUCUACCUGGUUCCGAACAUGCUGAGCGGACUGGUGUCCUACCCAGCGCCUUUCAAAUGCGUGAUCACUCCACGGUCCGAAGCUGCGCAGCGAUUUGUUCAGGAAGAUGCAAUGAUCGUCAGUACAUCAAGUUGA